Molecule: messenger RNA, 1294 nt
Organism: Pundamilia nyererei
Lineage: Eukaryota; Metazoa; Chordata; Actinopteri; Cichliformes; Cichlidae
Gene: ahsa1a
Product: AHA1, activator of heat shock protein ATPase homolog 1a
Exons: 7
Coding region: 183-959 (258 amino acids)
Biological process (GO): positive regulation of ATP-dependent activity; protein folding
Cellular component (GO): cytosol
Molecular function (GO): ATPase activator activity; protein-folding chaperone binding
Source: RefSeq, a predicted model, not a curated record
CUUUCCAAGCUCCUUAGACUACGAUGACCUGGAUGACUGAGAACCUUUACAGACACGUUUUCUGGUAACAGCUGCAGUGCUAAGAGGAAGUGGGCGUUUCAUUUUUCAGCUGGUGUCAGGCUUAGGGUUUUACCAGUGUGAGCAGCAGUGUCUCAUUGGCCCUGUAUUGAUCAGCGAUCGUGAUGGCUAAGUGGGGUGAAGGAGAUCCUCGAUGGAUAGUAGAGGAGAGAGCUGACGCCACCAACGUCAACAACUGGCACUGGACAGAGCGAGAUGUGUCCUCCUGGUCCUUGGAGUGCCUCCAUCAGUUGCUGCUCGGUGUGCAGGUGGAGGGACCUGAGGGUGUCUGCCAUCUGACCGAAGUCACUAAGCUGGAGGGAGAAGCUUCCAUCAAUAACCGCAAAGGGAAGCUCUUCUACUUCUACGAGUGGCAGCUGAGUCUCAGCUGGCUGGGGAUGUCCUGCAGGGGAGUGAAGUUCAGAGGAACUAUUGAUGUGUCCAACCUGUCUGACGAGAAUAACGAGGAUGACCUGGAUAUCUGCGUGGCUCUCUGUAAAGACCAGCCCAACACACCUCUCCUGGACCUCAUGAAGACCUCCGGCAUCCAGGAGGUUCGCAGGGUUCUGGGCGAGUAUGUCCAGCGGCUCAAAUCAGAGUUUGGUCAGGGAAUGAUUCUUCCCACCACCAACGCACUGAAGCAGCAUUCAUCUGUGUCGACCAAGAAGAAUGAGGUUAAGACCAAUAAAACCCAAAUUAGCCCCGCCCCCAAGUGCUCCUCCAGUACCGCCCCCUGUCCCACAGGUGAUCGUAACCAAACCUGCAGUUUCGAUCUGAAAGAAACAUUCCAGACCAACGCUCAUGAACUCUACAGGACAUUCAUCAGCCAAGAGGUACUCGAACAGACUAGGAAGGACCAGACGAAAUCAGAACAGACCAAGAAAGACAAGAACACGUUAUAAAUGACGCCCUAUGAAAGACCCUGUUCAAUUUAUCUAAAUGAGUCAUGACCAGCCAGCAAGAAAAACUUUGUUUGAUUAAAAUCAGGUCAAAUCUAGGCUAAAAAUUGGUGUCAGACUUUUACGAGUUCAGUAUGAAUCCUAGGCCUGAAACUGACUGAAACCAGACAAUGAAAACAGAAAUACAAUUAACCAGGUGAUCAGAACUGGGCCCCGGCAUUACCUGAAAUUGUGACUCCCAGACUAAAAGGAACAAUGUACCCAAGAGGUUCCAAUCAAAGACUUUAAAAUCUUCUUUUAAGCUUUGACUUGGGAUGUUAAUAAACAACUUCUCUCCA